AUGGCCUCGCUGCCCCAUCUCCUCCUCCCCACCCACCAAAAUCCUAACCCUCGCACCGCCACCCUCCUCUCCUCCUCCUCCGCCAUCAGGUCUCACCGGGUCAGCUCGCCCGUCACCUCCGCCAAACCCCUCGCCUCCUCCCAGAAGACCCAGCUCGCCGGGUCGACCCAGUUGGAAGCCCUCCCUCCUCCCUGGAGAAGCUUCUCACUGGGCUGGCUCACCGGGUCGAGAUGGAGCCGUCGCGGCGGCGAGAAAGCGCCGGAAGGCGGAGGAGAGGAGGAGCGCCGCCGUCUGGGGGUUUUGGCCGGCGUAUCUCCGGCGGACGCGAGGGCGGCGCUGGUGGCCGCCGCCGUCUCUCUGGCCUUCCGGCUUUUCAUGGCGGAGCCCCGGUCCAUCCCUUCCUUGUCCAUGUACCCCACAUUUGACGUUGGAGACCGGAUAGUUGCAGAGAAGGUAAACUCACUCGUCCUCUACCUGGUGUACCCAUUGGCUGAUGAAUGAAUCCUCAUGCGGCGCCAUCGGUGGCCAGGUCUCGUACUUGUUCAGGACACCCUGCGUGAACGAGAUUGUGAUAUUCAAGAGCCCACCAGUCCUGCAGGUAAGAAUUCGACAGAAAAUAGUAAUUUUGAUCGGUACAUGUGAAAAUGAUUCUGAGUUCCCCUGUAUUAUACAGGAAAUUGGAUACAGCGACGAGCAGGUCUUCAUCAAACGGGUCGUCGCCAAGGAAGGUGAUGUAGUUGAGGUGAUCAUUCCUCUCUCUCUCUCUCUCUCUCUCUCUCUCUCUCUCUCUCUCUCUCUCUCUCUCACACACACACACACACACACACUCACUCACUCACUCACUCACUCACUCACUCACUCUAAUCUGGUCUGUGAUCCUGAUGUUUAAUUGUUUUUCGGUGUGGAAGGUGCAAAAUGGGAAGCUCAUAGUGAAUGAGAGAGAGAGAAAUGAGGACUUCAUUCUUGAACCCCCAUCAUACGACAUGAACCCUACAGUGAGUCUUAGAUUCCCCCCCUCAGUCAACGCCUAUGUUUGCAUGAGCCGAUGGGUGUUCUUCGUCACAGAAAGUACCAGAGGGCAACGUCUUCGUGAUGGGCGACAAUCGAAACAACAGCUAUGAUUCCCACAUCUGGUAUCCUCUAGCUGCAUUCUAUAGAUCUAAUUCAAACGAUUUUUUAUAUUUCUGCUUCUGGUUGGCUGAUUUGGGAUCUGUGUGAAGGGGGCCUCUGCCGCUGAAGAACAUAGUGGGGAGAUCUGUGUACAGGUAUUGGCCGCCGGACAGGGUUGGGAGCACCGUCAGUAGAGACGGGUGGGUGCCUGUGGGAUUAGGGUUCUUCGCUCGUCCAUAA
Spirodela intermedia is the source of this 1350-nucleotide messenger RNA. NCBI's taxonomy places the organism in Eukaryota, Viridiplantae, Streptophyta, Magnoliopsida, Alismatales, Araceae. The record is from the annotation of a GenBank genome assembly.